Messenger RNA from Symbiodinium necroappetens, 3346 nucleotides. The record is from the annotation of a GenBank genome assembly. Lineage: Eukaryota; Dinophyceae; Suessiales; Symbiodiniaceae.
GGGAGAUGGCAAACUUCUGGACAGGGCACAGCGCGCGGCAUGUUGCUACCAGUCUUGCUGCUGCAUUAGGUGUGAGCAAGGAUCGGCGAGAUUAUCUUGGGCGCUGGGCUUAUGCUCAGCAUGGCUCACAAGAUUAUGUCUUGACUUCGAGGCAGGUGGUGCAAGGGGUACAGAAUUUCAUUUGCAAGUGCCUCAUCAUGGGACACACGGAUGGCGGGUAUACUGAGGAAGAGUUGUUUUGCACCAUGCGGUCGUAUGCUGAAGCAUUGCAUCUGGCCGGGGAUGAAAUUGUCAAAGCAUGCUCUGUCCUGCAGUGGGAUGAUGUGGGAGCGACUUGGAAGCUUGGGGGGAAUUUUCCCUCGUUCGCUGUUUCCCCAGACCGGGUCAGGGCUGCAGCCGGCAACAUGGGUGCCGAUCUGCCUGGGCCUUAUCAAGAUUUCGAGCAAGAGGAGGACAGGGAUGAUGCACCCUACUUCAUCACGAUUUCGAGAAAGGGUUUUCGCCGCUUGCAUCUUUCAAAGAAGUGCGCUGUGCGGCGUGAGAAUUGCUUGGAGACACUCCCGAUUUUCAAGUUGUCAGAAGGACACUCAGGUGGAAAAUCCGGUGGAACCGGAGGGAUCGUUUGCAAGUUUGCAAUUGCUGCCGGUGGAGUGCAGCCUGAGAGUGAAGAGUUGAGCUGCGGGUGGAGUGCAGCUGAAGGACCUCAGCGCGCUCGUGCAAGCAUGGCGACCAACCUGCCAGCCGGUGUGGACCAGGCAGCAGCCUUGAAUCAUCUGGAUAAGAAUGUGAGCUCCGACUUGGUGCAUAUCUUUCAAGAGUGUGGUGUACCAUUGGGGCUGCAGUACCGGCUCACUUUGAACUUCCAGUCUGUCAAACGUUUUUCUACAUAUGCUGAUUCCCGGGCGGAUGUGCGGACUGCUCUGAAGGAUGAUCACACUCUGGAGGCGACUGAUCAGGCAACCCGGGCAGCUGUGGCCUCGGUGGUCUCCGCCUGGGAGACUGCGAAAGAAUACGCAAGCAAGGAGUCCGAGUUGCGGGCUGAGGCUCGCAUGCUGGGUGUCAGCAGACCAGUGUCACAAACAGAGAAGCAAGCGAUGCGUGCAGCAUAUGAAGCUGCACACGGAAACCUCGAGGAAGCAUUCGAACCCUCUGAUGAUUAUAUAUCGGCGAAGUUAGAAGAGAUUGAGAAUGGAGAGAUUUCUGCAAGUGCUCUGUCAGAGGUUACUUCAAAGAAGCGUGUGAGGACAAUGGGGAUACAGACUACUGUUGACACUGGGGGCCACGUGCGGAUUGUGAAGCAAAGAAACAAAGGAGUGAUGCCGCAACACACCGAGGAGCUGCGUACAGUGUUGCGAGUGGAGGGCAAUGCUUGGACAAUGCUUGCUUCUAAGUUCAAGAACAAGGUUUUCUUUGCAGACAUGUCUCCGGAUGCAUGGUUGGCCUACGCGAACUACCUUUUGGGAAACUUUGACAUCGUGCAUGAGUGUUUAACAGAAUGCGCAACACGCAUGGGGAUCCAGCUCAAGGUUGAUCACCUUUGCGAGGCUGGUAUAGGAUGGUCUUUGGUGCAUCCCGAGGAUUUGGGCAAGCUCAGGUCCUUGGAGGACCCGGCUAGCAUUUGGCAAUGGUCGGAGCUCAGGGGCCUUAUGAACUACAGUGGCCCACCUUUGAUGAAUCAGGAGCUUGCGAACAUGCUGCUUUGCUCGACUUGUGAUCAUCGCUCAACUGACGGGUCGUUCCAAGGUGAUCAGGCAUUCUUCGGGCCCCUUCAAAGGUCUUCGGAAGAGCUGCACUGCUUUCCCAAAGUCUUCAGUUCACUUGGUGUUUUCUUGAAUGUGCAAGCUGAGAUGCAUAAAGAUUCCAGAAAUGGUUCCCAUCCCAACUUGUUGCUGGCCCUCUCAAGCUUCACUAAUGGACAGGUCUGGACCGAGGACGCUGCUGGCACAAUCUUCCGAGAGGUGCGUGGUGUUUUCAAGCCAGGUCGCUUACUCCCGGUCGCGGACUCUCCACAAAGGCUGAUGGCACACCAAUGCUACCAUCAGACCGAACCGUGGACAGGCGAACGGCUGCUUCUUGUGGGUUUUACCAUUUCCGAUGCCUUGCAGCUUGAGUCAUCCCAUCUUGCCACAUUGCGCGACUUAGGUUUUGUCUUGCCCGCUUCCUCUCACCUAAAGGGGGGGGAUGCACUCGACGAAGACGGACAAGAACCACCUCUUAGCACCCCUCGAGAUGCAGCCGCAUCCGGGGCCCCAGCCGACCUUAGCACCCCCUCGGGAGGGUCCACCCGAGUGGCCCACGUUAGCGCCCCGACGGAGGGGCCCACUCUUUCGGCUUCACCUAGUGCCGUGUCUCCACUUGAGCAAACCCUUCAAGAAGACGUGGAGGAGGCCGAUGACUCUGGAGAUUUUGACCCGAACACAUCGCGAUGCCGGGGCCGCUGGCGUCCCUUGGCCAGGAAUGCGUUGGCAAGCUCUGGAGAAUGGGAUCAUGCGGGUAAGAUUCGAAAGGUUCUCGCAGAGGCCGUUCAUCAGGCUAUUCCCGAUCUGAGGAAGGCUGCUUUUGCACUUGCAACAGGCCGUCUGAUCAAGUCACCUUUCAGCGAAAAGCUGAUCAAUGAUGUGAGGGCUCGGAUGGCUGCGACUUUACCUGAUCCUGAACAGGCUUUGUGUAAACCUGAUGGGCAACCCUUCAUGCUGCACAUGCUUUCGCAGUCACUUAAGAUCUUGGGUGACCCGGACUACGAGAUACUUGAUCAGGGCAACGAAAGUUUUGCUGAAGGGGUGCCCCUGGGGUGGGACAAGCCGAUCGCCAGAACGCCUCAGGUCUUCCCAAAGCGUACUCACUUCAGGAAGCUCGACGAAAGCGACUUCGACCCUUCGAUGGUCAAUUAUCGCUCCGCGGAGAUGAAUGCAGCACAGCUUGAAGAAAAGUUCAGACAGGAUGAACAGGCCGGAAUGAUGUUGUGUACUACUGAACCAGAGGCUCGGCGGAAGUACGGCUCCGAGGCCGUGCUCAUCGCCGCAAUGGGUGCAGUGACUAAAGCUAAUGGUGAUGUCAGACCGCUGCAUGACGGAACACACGGCAUCAACUUGAACAACAGUAUUGUCAUCUUGGACAAGCUACAGGUCCCUGGGCCAGAGGACUUGCAGGAGGUUGCUUCGAGGGUGAAGGAAAGCAAGGAGGCGCCGUUUUCGCUAUGUGCAGACAUCAGCCACGCGCAUCGCAACGUAAAGGUGCGAGAAUGCGACUGGCCACGUUUGGCAUGCAAGUCAUCCAGUGCUUCGCGCGUCUUAUGGCUCAACAAGGUUGGGACGUUUGGCGUGAGUUCCGCCGCCUACUACUGGAC